Messenger RNA from Budorcas taxicolor (takin), 1263 nucleotides. It is a transcript of the gene KCNJ16, whose product is annotated as potassium inwardly rectifying channel subfamily J member 16. Gene Ontology annotation, molecular function: inward rectifier potassium channel activity. Gene Ontology annotation, cellular component: plasma membrane. Bases 1 to 1263 code for a protein of 420 amino acids. The transcript has a single exon. Gene Ontology annotation, biological process: potassium ion import across plasma membrane; regulation of monoatomic ion transmembrane transport. The record is from RefSeq and is a predicted model, not a curated record. NCBI's taxonomy places the organism in Eukaryota, Metazoa, Chordata, Mammalia, Artiodactyla, Bovidae.
AUGAGCUACUACGGCAGCAGCUACCCCAUCGUCAGCGUGGACCCCAAGUGCCCGGGGUACACCCCGGAGCACCUUCUGGCCGAGAAGCGCAGAGCGAGGCGGCGCCUGCUGCACAAGGACGGCAGCUGCAACGUGUACUUCAAGCACAUUUUCGGGGAGUGGGGCAGCUACGUGGUGGACAUCUUCACCACGCUCGUGGACACCAAGUGGCGCCACAUGUUCGUGAUCUUCUCGCUGUCCUACGUCCUCUCCUGGCUGACCUUCGGCUUGGUCUUCUGGCUCAUAGCCUUCCAGCACGGCGACCUGCAGAACGGCGGCCCGGACGCCACGCCUUGCGUGGACAACGUCCACUCCUUCACCGCGGCGUUCCUCUUCUCGCUGGAGACCCAGACCACCAUCGGCUACGGCUACCGCUGCGUCACCGAGGAGUGCCCGGUGGCCGUGCUCACGGUCAUCCUGCAGUCCAUCCUGAGCUGCGUCAUCAACACCUUCAUCAUCGGGGCGGCCCUGGCCAAGAUGGCCACGGCCAGGAAGCGGGCGCAGACCAUCCGGUUCAGCUACUUCGCGCUGGUGGGCAUGAGGGACGGCAAGCUCUGCCUCAUGUGGCGCAUCGGGGACUUCCGCCCCAACCACGUGGUGGAGGGCACGGUCCGCGCGCAGCUGCUGCGCUACGCGGAGGACGGCGAGGGGCGCGUGACCAUGGUCUUCAAGGACCUGAGGCUGCUCAACGACCAGAUCAUCCUCGUCACCCCGGUGACCGUCGUGCACGAGAUCGACCGCGACAGCCCCCUCUACGCGCUCGACCGGAAGGCCGUGGCCAGGGAUAACUUUGAGAUCCUGGUGACGUUCAUCUACACCGGGGACUCCACCGGGACGUCCCACCAGUCCCGGAGCUCGUACGUCCCCCGGGAAAUCCUCUGGGGCCACAGGUUUCACGACGUCUUGGAAGUGAAGAGGAAGUACUACAAAGUGAACUGCCUGCAGUUCGAGGGCAGCGUGGAGGUCUACGCCCCCUUCUGCAGCGCCAAGCAGCUCGACUGGAAAGACCAGCAGCUCCACAGCGUGGAGAAGGCCCCGCCCGUGCGAGCAUCUGCCCCGCCCGACGCCAAGGUCAGAAGAAGGUCGUUCAGCGCCGUGGCCAUUGUCAGCAGCUCGGAAAACCCAGAGGAGACCACCCCCUCUGCCCCCGAGGAAUGUAAGGAAGCCCCGUACCAGAAGGCCCUGCUGACUUUAAAUAGGAUUUCCGUGGAAUCCCAAAUGUAG